UUUUUGCUAGUUAUCUUUUUGUUCGUGGGGAGGCCAGAUACAGAGAUGGAGCCUUAUAUAAAUUCAUAAGAAUCUUUUGAGGUAAAUGUGUAUAUAGGUAUUCACAGAAUUAAUAUGGUAAGGAGUAGUUAGGAAUAGUUGUCAUUCACAAGCAGUCACCGAUUAUCAUUAAAUGCAUAUACACCCAAUUCAAACCUAUAAUCCCCCCAAAACCCCUUAUAUCAUCUCAAUCUCAAUACAAUUUAUUAUUGUCCUUUGCCUUUUCCGUGACCACCUUCUUCUUCUUCUUCUUCUUCUUCUUCUUCUUCUUCUUCUUCUUCUUCUUUCAUUUCUCAACACCACUCUCAUUAUCUCUCUAUAAAUUCACCUUCUUUUCUUUCUUGGCCAAGUCAACCUCUCUCUCUAGCAGAAGAUGUUUAGGUUGAUCACAGGUAUAGCGGGGGCUAGUGGGUUCGGAUCAGCUUCGACGGCUGAACAGGUUACUCAAGGGAUUGAUGCUACAAAUCUGACGGCCAUUAUCACAGGUGGUGCAAGUGGGAUUGGUUUGGAAACUGCAAGAGUGUUAGCUCAGAGAAAUGCACAUGUUAUUAUUGCAGCAAGAAAUAUGGAAGCUGCAAAUGAAGCAAAACAGGCUAUUCUUCAAGAUUACAGCAAAGCUAGAGUCGAUAUCCUUAAACUCGACCUAGCUUCCCUCCACUCAGUCAAGGCCUUCACUCAUCACUUCCUUACUCUUAACCUUCCUCUCAACAUCUUAAUAAACAAUGCUGGUAUCAUGUUCUGCCCUUUUCAGCUCUCUGAAGAUGGGAUUGAGAUGCAGUUUGCUACAAAUCAUCUUGGCCACUUCUACUUGACUAACCUACUCCUAGACAAGAUGAAAGAAACAGCGAAAACCACGGGCAUCGAGGGCAGAAUUGUCAAUCUGUCAUCGGUAGCACAUCUACUCACCUAUCGAGAAGGGAUUGCAUUCGAACAGAUGAAUGAUAAAAACAAAUACGACGACAAGAAAGCAUAUGGGCAAUCCAAACUAGCCAACAUAUUGCACGCAAAUGAGCUCUCUAGGCGCCUGCAGAGUGAAGGAGUGAAUAUUACAGUAAAUUCAGUGCAUCCUGGGCUGAUCAUGACCAAUCUGUUCAGAUAUUCUGGGAUUUUUAUCAAAAUGUUGAAGCUGGCCACUUACAUUCUAUGGAAAAAUGUUCCUCAGGGCGCAGCCACGACGUGCUAUGUAGCGCUCCACCCCAACCUUAAAGGAGUGUCGGGGAAGUACUACGUGGACUGCAACGAGUUCAAGUCGGGCAGACUUGCUAGAGACGAGGCUUUGGCAAAGAGACUAUGGGAUUUCAGUUGCGACUUAGUUAAUAAGGCAGCUCGAAAAGUCUGAAGCUUCUACUCCGACUUACUACAAUAUUGUGUCGAACUACUUCAGUUCACAUCUUAUGUUUUUUCAUAAUGCUCAAACAAUACAAGAUAAUCAUAUGUGUGUCUUCUCCCAAAAAAUGCGUUCAACUUAAAAGUGACAAAUAUUUUUUGUCUCUGUGUUACGUUGUAGAAACUAUAUAUUGGUAAAUAAGUUAUUUUUCUGAAGAAUUUCUUUUUAAA
Salvia miltiorrhiza (redroot sage) is the source of this 1596-nucleotide messenger RNA. RefSeq names its product short-chain dehydrogenase TIC 32 B, chloroplastic. The coding region runs from base 413 to 1378 and encodes 321 amino acids. NCBI's taxonomy places the organism in Eukaryota, Viridiplantae, Streptophyta, Magnoliopsida, Lamiales, Lamiaceae. The record is from RefSeq and is a predicted model, not a curated record. The transcript has 8 exons.